Messenger RNA from Myzus persicae (green peach aphid), 2012 nucleotides. RefSeq lists its product as uncharacterized. The record is from RefSeq and is a predicted model, not a curated record. The transcript has 5 exons. The coding region runs from base 480 to 1874 and encodes 464 amino acids. NCBI's taxonomy places the organism in Eukaryota, Metazoa, Arthropoda, Insecta, Hemiptera, Aphididae.
UCGUGGCACUUUGCACAGAUAAAUAAAGACAUUUCGGGUCCGGGUUGAAAACUCCUGAUUUAACUAUAUUGGCGGGGGGGUAUUUUUAGAAAUCUUUUGCCCGAGGUAUUCAGACACUUCGCCUAGCCACUGUACCUACAAUCUACAUACCUACCUAUGUGACGACAUGUGGCAGAGGUAGGUAGUAUUGCUAAGUGUACUUAUUAUAACUUUACGCUGUCAUGGUGGGGGUGAAAGGGAGCGGUAAAAUGACGAAGAAGACGGCGACGUGGUACGCUGGGCAAGUGUGUGUGCAGGUAGGCUCUGCAGUGCGGCGGGGAAAAUUAACAGAGCGGCUAGCGAAUGAGCGUGUUACUCAGUGAAUUUAGCUGGAUAAUACACAGUUUUCCAGUCGUCGUAAUCUGUCGGCGCGAGCUGUUCAGCGAGCACAUGUCAUUGACGAUCAAAAGCACCUUAUAAAACACGGUUUCGCAGAUCACAUGGACGCGGUCAAGCUGGAGGCCAAAUGGCCGCCAGACAGGAAAUCCACCAUCGAAGCAUCCGAGUUUGGUAUCUACAAGGAGCCGUCCGACGGGAAACGCCUGCGCGGCACUGACAAGGCCACAGGAUGUCUCCUGGUACUAUCCCUGAUCGCUGCGGCCGCGGUGGUGCUAUACUUCUCGUUCUAUGAUUAUACAAUCCCAACAACUCAAGGUGCGUCUACUGGACCAAUAGUGAGUUACGCAAAAUACGUAAAAGAAAAAAAUACUUUUACUACUCAAAUGGUUAACCGGUCGACAGACGGGCUUCUGACAGCAGUUCUCGGUGUGCAAAAUUCCGAAAACUACACGAAACGAAAUCCGGAGGACGACGUAGUUAUUGCCAAGAGGAUUGACGACGGUAAGUUAGGAAACGGUAGGCACAUGCGAUUGUAUCCUCAGAUGGGACCGCAACAGCCGGCUUAUUUGUCGUACGAUUCAAAUUAUUGGAGAAUUAAUAAAAACAAUAAGCUCGAAUAUGCCGAUGGUAUGUAUGGGUUCAAUCGGAGAUCGGACUUUCCGCAGUUGGCAGCUUAUCGAGCACCGUUCCCGCCAAAGAGCAUCCUGGACGUUAUGAAAUACGUGACUGGGGCCCCUCAUAAGGCAAACAUUCCGGAAUACAUGAUAGCACAAGAAUCCAACCCUCAUCGGUACUAUCCUAUUCGACCGGCGGAAGAAGUCAACAGAUUCCUCCCGGAUGUAAAUACGCCAAGUGCCAAUCUGAGAAGAUUCCGCAACAAAUUUGGUCCGCCGGUAUUCUUGACACCGCCUAUCAUGUCGUUCCCGGAUGACUUCAUGAAGCCGCCCGACCUCGAUGCCUAUUAUUCGAUGGAUUUUGAGAGUGACGUUCCUUUAGACCUUACGCUACAAGAAGGGUCAUCUAGUGUACCGUCACAUACCGGCGUAAUAUUCCGUCCACCUUUUAACAGUGGUUAUCCUGUACCAGAUACUCCAAAACAAAAAAAAGUUAAAAAUAAAAGAAACAAAAAGCCAAUAAGCGUGAUGUUAGACAUCUAUCCAUUAUCGGAUAACGAACACGAAAAUAAUGAACAAGCUGAAGAAGAUGAAGAAGAGCAUCAUCCCGAGAUAAUUACUUCGUUAAAAAACAAUGUUCAGUAUUCAGAUUCAGAUAAAUUAUUGUUUCGAUUGAACUUAUUUCCAAAAUUCAGUGACGGUGGCCGUAGAAUGUCCAAAAAUUUGAAGUCCGAAGAACACGAUGGUCGUAAACCAACUAUUCAUUUGACAACGAAUAAACCAUUAUUAGACAAAGAAAAAACCGAAGAUGAUGAAAAAUUAUUCGACUAUGAAUAUUCGUCAGAAUCAAAAAAUAUAGCAAAUAUAUCAAAAACACAAUAGUGCAAGAAUCAAGACUUGAACCAAAUUAAUUGAGUUACUCUUAAUUAAUACAAAAAUUACUAUAAUUUAUAAUUUAUAAACUACUAUAAGUCUGUGUAUUUUUUAUAAAGCAAAAAUAGAUGUUUAAAAAGUAUUUCA